AUGUCGACCAAUCGUCGUCAAGACGCCUAUAAGAACAAGGGACAGUUCAAGGCAGAUGAGUUGCGCCGAAGGAGAGAGGAGGCUCAGGUCGAGAUCAGGAAGCAGAAGAGGGAGGAGAGCAUGGCAAAGAGGAGGAAUCUCGACGCAGCCGCCCUCAGCGAUGCAGAGACCGACGAUGAGGAGGCCGUCGGAGCCAUGCUCGACAAGGACCUUUCUGAGCAACUGCCGAUCAUGAUCCAAGGCGUUAUGUCCGAAAAUCUCGAUGCUCAGCUGGACUGCACCACCAAAUUCAGGAAGCUUCUUUCCAAGGAGAGGAGUCCUCCCAUUGACAAAGUCAUUGGAUGCGGUGUCGUACCUCGAUUCGUUGAAUUCCUUCGUAGCCCACACAGCCCCCUCCAGUUCGAAGCUGCGUGGGCCCUCACUAACAUUGCUUCGGGCACAUCAGACCACACUCAAGUUGUGAUCAGCGAGGGUGCUGUUCCAAUCUUCAUUGAGCUCCUAUCUUCCCAGGUCUUUGACGUUCGAGAGCAAGCAGUAUGGGCACUGGGAAACAUUGCAGGAGACAGUCCCAAGUGCCGUGACUUUGUCCUGGGAGCAGGGGCCAUGCGACCCCUUAUCGCCCUGCUGAACGAGAAUCAUAGGCUCAGCAUGCUGCGUAACGCGACUUGGACAUUGAGCAACUUUUGCCGAGGGAAGAACCCCCAACCCGAGUGGGAGCUGGUCGCCCCCGCCCUGACGGUCUUGACGAAGCUGAUCUACUCCUCGGACGAUGAGGUACUCAUUGACGCUUGCUGGGCCGUCUCCUACCUCUCCGAUGGAGCCAACGAGAAGAUUCAGGCUGUCAUUGAGGCAGGCCUCUGCCGCCGUCUCGUAGAUCUACUUGUCCACAAUUCGACAGCAGUCCAGACUCCUGCGCUUCGAUCAGUCGGCAACAUCGUCACAGGAGAUGACUUGCAGACACAAGUGGUGAUCGCCUCUGGCGCAUUGCCCCCGCUGCUCUCUCUGUUGUCUUCUCCCAAGGACGGAAUCAAGAAGGAGGCUUGCUGGACCAUUUCCAACGUUACUGCCGGCUCUAGCCACCAGAUUCAGGCCGUCAUCGACAACAACAUCAUCCCGCCUCUGAUCGACAUUCUUGCCCACGCUGAUUUCAAGACUAGGAAGGAGGCGUGCUGGGCCAUCUCAAAUGCCACUUCUGGAGGGCUGAACGAGCCCAGCCAGAUCCGUUACCUCGUCAGUCAGGGAUGCAUCAAGCCUUUGUGCGACAUCCUCAAGUCUAUGGACAACCGGAUCAUUCAGGUUGCCCUUGACGGACUGGAGAACAUUCUGAAGGUCGGUGAUCAAGACAAGGAGGCAAAUGGAGCCGGAGCAGUCAACCAAUACGCACUUCACAUUGAAGAGUGCGGUGGAAUGGUUACUAUCCACCAGCUGCAACAUCACGAGAACCUUGAGAUCUACAAGAAGUGUUUCUUCAUCAUGGACAAGUACUUCCCUGACGAGGAGGAUGCUGGAGCGGAUACUGGAGUCGAUGCGCCUCAAGUGGAUGCUUCGGGAGCAUUCGCCUUCCAGCCCACUCUGGCAGCACCAAGCGGUGGUUUCAGCUUCGCAUCGAACGGUCAGCAGUAA
Messenger RNA from Microstroma glucosiphilum, 1623 nucleotides. Its product is annotated as putative SRP1-importin alpha. The transcript has 4 exons. Gene Ontology annotation, biological process: NLS-bearing protein import into nucleus. Gene Ontology annotation, cellular component: cytoplasm; nucleus; nucleoplasm. Lineage: Eukaryota; Fungi; Basidiomycota; Exobasidiomycetes; Microstromatales; Microstromataceae. The record is from RefSeq and is a predicted model, not a curated record. The coding region runs from base 1 to 1623 and encodes 540 amino acids. Gene Ontology annotation, molecular function: protein binding; nuclear import signal receptor activity.